This is a messenger RNA of Moneuplotes crassus, 1931 nucleotides long. The record is from the annotation of a GenBank genome assembly. Lineage: Eukaryota; Ciliophora; Spirotrichea; Euplotida; Euplotidae.
AAUUAAGAUGGACUCCAAAGUUAAGAAAUGUCAGCAUGGGGCUUGUCGAGCCCCUGCUCAGGCGUACUUGAAUGCUAAAGGGAUUUAUGUAUGUGGCAAAGAUAUGGCCGAGCAUUAUUACGAUGACGAAUCUACUCAUCUAGUCACUCCAAAACAAAUAAAUAACCUGAUUAAAGCUAUCAUGAUUCUUUCUAAGGAGAUGCUUGUAUUUUCACAAAGAAUAGACCAAGUUGAAUAUGCCGAAAAAUACGCUAAUCUUGCGCAUUUUGUUGAGGACUCUGUCAGUCACAUUGCUAAGAAACUUGAAGUCUUUACUAGGAAAGGAAAGCUCUACAAAUUGCCGUCUUUACUGCAAGAUGCAAAGAAUCUAAAAGAGCAAAUUGUCAGCGAUGAGUUAUACCUGAAGUUCUGUGUUCCAAGCCAUUGGGAACAUAUAACUAAAAUCAGUGAAGGUGUUGCUGACAAGAGCCAGGAACUGACAGUUAAAGAGCUAACUGAGAAGUAUGACUACUUGGUUUCAAUUACCUCAGCUGCUUUGCGAAAACAAAGGGAUGAAAAGACCAAACAAACCAACCAAGAGAUUGCCAAAUACAAACGCCAAGCGCAAGAUAUAAGCAUUUAGAAUGGAGCAUAAAAUCAAGGAGCUUACAGAGGAAUUUUCUAACAAAGAAGAGCUUCUUAAAGAGAAGAUCCUAAACAAUAAAACUUCAAGUGAGUCCCACAAUAAGACAAAAGAAAAGUCCUUAUCCCAAGAAAUCGAUAAGUGAAAGAUCACCUGUGAAGAAAAAUUACUUAACCAAGAAAUCGAAUUUAGCCAAGAAAUGAAAAGGAAGGAAGACUUGUUUAAAAAGAAGCUUAAUGAUAGAGAGAAGUCAUGGAAACUUAAACUGGAUCUUCAAGAACAGGAAAUACUAAAAGAGAGACAUGAGAAAACAGAGCUUGUCAAAAAAUUCUCAGGUAGAAAGAGCCAAUCAGAAAUUGUUGAAGAGCUAGAAAAUCUCCAUCAAAAAGAACAAGUAAAACUUCAGCAAGAGAACGAAGAUCUCGAAGAACAAAAUCUAAGGAAAGAUACGAUGAUCGAAGAACUUAUGAGAGAGAUUAGAUGCAAUAAAGAAGAUUUAGCUGCAAUGAAUGAAGAUCUUAGUCAAGCCAAAAAGGAUCUACAAAUUCGUGUGGGAAGAUACACAAUCAAAAGCUUCAGUAAAGUUUGUGCUAGAAUUAACAAGGAGAUGGAGGGACCCUUAAGCCCGAAGAAAAUAGUUUUUACUCAACACACUGAUAAGAUGUGUCUGACUCCUUCAAAGGAAAUUCACUAUAAGUUAUUUAAAGAAAUAAAUAUGAUCUUGCCUGAUCUAAAGGUACUUGAGCUCCAUAAAGUGCCUGAAGAAUGUAAAGAUCUUGUCAAAGGAUUCCUCCAUUUUAAUUUCCCUGAUAGGGUUGACAGAUUUGUUUUUAAGCCUACAUCUGAAUGUAUCCCUCUAGAUGAAUACAUUAAAAAAAUCCUAUUGGUCAGCCCCAGAGUGAAGAAAGAGUUAGUUUUGCAUAACUUUGAGAUAAGUCAGGAUUUACUAAUUUCCCUUCUUUCAAAAAAUAAGAAAAAGAAAAUAAUAAGACUUAUUAACUGAGAGAUCGAUCUUUCAAAGGUGGUCGAUUUCAAAGAUACACUGAAAGGAGCAACUAUAAAGUGAAUCGAUUUGGAAGGAUGUGGAAGAUUAUGUCUCGGCAACUGGGGAUCUUUCCCAACCAGAUUCAAAUACCUUAUAAAAAGUCUUGGAGAAUGAAAAGACUUGAAGAGAAGCUUAUUAAACCUAGAUCUGAACGAAUGUGGUCUUUCUGAUGAAGAUAUAAGUACUAUCUUGGACAAAUACGGAUUUGGUUCAGUCAAAUUUGCAUCAGAUUACAAAGCAUGGAAUGCUCAUCGUACUCCUUAA